Messenger RNA from Trichoderma asperellum CBS 433.97, 1713 nucleotides. It is a transcript of the gene RPS0, whose product is annotated as 40S ribosomal protein uS2. The record is from RefSeq and is a predicted model, not a curated record. Gene Ontology annotation, molecular function: structural constituent of ribosome. Gene Ontology annotation, cellular component: 90S preribosome; ribosome; cytosolic small ribosomal subunit. Gene Ontology annotation, biological process: ribosomal small subunit assembly; cytoplasmic translation. NCBI's taxonomy places the organism in Eukaryota, Fungi, Ascomycota, Sordariomycetes, Hypocreales, Hypocreaceae.
AAUUGACUGUGCCUAGUCGCUGUAGCAGAUCUAUUCUGGGCGGCAUUGUUGCUCCGGCAGCUGAUCUUCUGUUCUGCGGGAUGAAGUGCUAUCAACCCACCUCGACGGCGCCAUUCAAAAUUUCCCAUCCCGAUAUCAAUCUUGCUGACUACUCAACAGAAAACACCCCACUCUUUUCGAGUAUCCCCUUAGUCAUCAUCUCACGUGAAAUUUCAAGAUCCUCUUCGGUACCUCGAGACGAGCGGAAAUCAGCCAGUCCUGUUCGGUACUAGCUCCCUCAGGGCUGCAGCGCACACAUUUUUGGGAAAAAUUCAAGGUCCGCUUUGCCCUCGCGAACUUUUGCGAAACUUUGCACGAAACUCGUCGACCCCCCCAUCGCCGAAUUCUUUCCUCCUUCAACGACAAACUUUCUCCCCACCACCGAAGGAAGAAUUCCAGUCAAGAUGGCUCCCGCUAACCUGCCGUCCAUUUUCAAUGCCACCAGCCAGGACAUCGAGAUGCUCCUGGCGGCCCAGUGCCACCUCGGUUCCAAGAACCUCCAGGUGCACAUGGAGUCCUACCUGUGGAAGACCCGUGUCGAUGGUGUGAACGUCAUCAACGUUGGCAAGACCUGGGAGAAGAUUGUCCUCGCUGCCCGUAUCAUCGCCGCCAUCGAGAACCCCGCCGACAUUUGCGUUAUCUCUGCCCGUCCCUACGGUCAGCGUGCCGUCCUCAAGUUCGCCAGCCACACUGGUGCCUCCCCCAUUGCUGGACGUUUCACCCCCGGUAGCUUCACCAACUACAUCACCCGCUCUUUCAAGGAGCCCCGCCUGAUCAUCGUCACCGACCCUCGCACCGACGCCCAGGCUAUCAAGGAGGCCAGCUACGUCAACAUCCCCGUCAUUGCCCUCUGCGACACCGACUCCCCCACCGAGUACGUCGACGUUGCCAUCCCUACCAACAACAAGGGUCGCCACGCCAUCGGUACCGUCUGGUGGCUCCUUGCCCGUGAGGUCCUCCGCCUCCGUGGCACCAUCUUCAACCGCGAGACCCCCUGGGACGUCAUGGUUGAUCUGUACUUCUACCGUGACCCUGAGGCCGAGGCCGAGGAGAAGGUUGAGGAGGAGAAGCUCCUCACCGGCGCUGAGGAGGAGGCUCCCGUCGCCGUCGAGUCUGCCUUCCCCGCCGCUGGUGGUGACUGGGACGCUCCCGCCCCCGGCUUCGCUGGUGCUAACGCCGCUGCCGGCUGGGACGGUGCUGGUGCUGCCCCUACUCAGGACUGGGCUGCCUCUGGCACCCAGGAGUGGGCCGCUGAGACCGCCAAGGAGAGCCAGUGGUAGGAAAAAUCUGGAGUUGCCGAGGCAGUCGAAGCAGCAUCUGGACAAGGAGAACAAGAAGAAGCAACGGGAGCUUAUUCUUUGGGGUGGUAAUUUUGGCGAUUUGAUCAUCAAAGGGAAUACAAAAAAUGGCGGCGGGUUUUUGGCAAGCUUUUUGUGCAACGGUGGAAGGAUCUCGGAAUUUGGGUCUAAGUGCGCAGCACUGAUGAGGGAAAGAUACUCUUCCUUCUUUCAUCAGAAAGGGAGGAGGAAGAGGGAAAGCCCUGUGCGGCCGCUGGGGUGGACUUGAUCGUUACCUCGCUCAAGGUCCCUGGUUUCUUUGCAGUAGCAUAUAGGAUGCCUUUUUUUAAACAGCCGACCGGUAGUGAAAGAAAAAACGAUUUUAAAGAUAUCCCCC